GACGGAUAUAUGACUGCAGUCCGCGCAGCAUGCUCCGCCUCCGCCGCAUUCUGCACCAAGGCUUUUUGCUGGCUCGUGUUACACUUGACGUCCCCAUCAAGAACUUUAUCGCUUAACGUUAGUAGUCUCCGUCUCGUGUCGCUGUCUCACGGUGUUGCACUUGAGUCGACGUCUCCAUCAAGGAAUUUGACGUGCUAGCUACUUAAGCUAGCUAGCUUAGUUGCCAAGGAAGGCUGUCGCAGUUUGACGGUGUUGCACUUGAGUCGACGUCCCAUCAAGGACUUUGAUCCCUCAUUCAUCUGAGUAGCUGACAAGAGAAGUUAUGCUUUUCGUCAGGGCCGUUUGGAAUGAAAAUGGGAAGGAAAUGGAGGGGACCAUCCCUGAUGCCUGGGUUAAUGUAGCUGAGAAAACCCUUCGAUGGCCAAAGACGAGGGCAAAAUAUUGUUUUGACAACCAUGUGGCUCCUAAGGAGGACUGGGAAACUUUCCCAUUGUUGAAAGUAAAAAUUACCUCAGAAAGUUUCCAUGAGUGUGAAGACUACGAUCAAACCAGCCAUGCUGAACUAUGUGAAGAAGAUGAAGACGAAGAGGAUCUGACCUGUCUGAGGCGACUGCUGAGGAGGAUGAUAAAGAAAAGCGGAAAGGAGUGGGCGUCGACAGAUCAAAUAGUGGUUCACCCAGGUCUGCGGGCCGUGACAGGUCAACUGGUCGUACAGCCAGGUCUGCAGGCCGUGACAGGUCAACUAGUCGUUCACCCAGGUCUGCGGGCCGUGACAGGUCAACUAGUCGUUCACCCAGGUCUGCAGGCCGUGACAGGACAACUAGUCGUACAGCCAGGUCUGUGGGCCGUGACAGGACAACUAGUCGCACACCCAGGUCUUUGGACCGCGACAGGUCAACUAGUGUUUUGGGUUCCACAGAUUCGUCCAGGUCCAGGUCCAGGUCUGUGGGCCGGGACAGUUCAAUUAGUUGUUCAUCCAGGUCUGUGGGCUGGGACAAUUCAAGCAGUCGUGUACACAGGUCCCAGGCUGUGGAAGGUCUUUCACAUGAAAUGUCCAGUUAUAAUAGGGAUGUGCCAACCACAUUCCCCCUGUCAGAAGCGAAAUUCCAAAAAAUAGUGCUGACAAAGCUGGUGACUCUCACUGAUGAGGUCAAACAACUCCAGAGGAGCAUGCCUAAAUCUAGCAUUGAGAUCAUAAAGAUUAACACCUUGGAAGAGUUCGAGAGGGAGGAGGCUUCUCUU
This is a messenger RNA of Sander lucioperca (pikeperch), 1242 nucleotides long. RefSeq lists its product as uncharacterized. The transcript is spliced from 19 exons. Lineage: Eukaryota; Metazoa; Chordata; Actinopteri; Perciformes; Percidae. The record is from RefSeq and is a predicted model, not a curated record. The coding region runs from base 323 to 1117 and encodes 264 amino acids.